This is a messenger RNA of Closterium sp. NIES-67, 3246 nucleotides long. Lineage: Eukaryota; Viridiplantae; Streptophyta; Zygnematophyceae; Desmidiales; Closteriaceae. The record is from the annotation of a GenBank genome assembly.
CCUCUGUAGAGCAGACAUGUCAGAGCCGAUGGGAGGUGUCAGAGGGAGAAAAGUAUGGCCACCCUUGGAAGCUGAUUGGACGGAUGGGGGGAAACAGAUGAUUGCGGCUGGUGAAGUGCGUCGAAAUUCCGCCGACAUCUAGUGUAGGCUAUAUCUGUGCAGAGAAAAGGUCUAGGUGAAUAACAGCGUGGAAGGCGGUCCAGCAGCGGAAGGGACGAAAUUUACGCCUCGGAGGUCUUCGGUUAUGGCCACUGCCUGCUCAGAAUCCAGUUAGGGCUGUAGUUAACCGCAUUUAGGCCCUUCGCUCCCCGUCGUCUCGCGGUUGCGAUUACCGAAUUUCACCAGCUCGCUGGCUGACGUCUCUCCGUCGUCUCGCCGUGUUGAACGGGACUCGCCUGCGGACUGGACUCGACUGGCGGUGGCUAGCGCAGACUAUCGAGGUAGUACGGUACUACUACGAGUAGCAGGAGCCUAAGCUGGUAGUAGUUAAUCGCCGUCCAUUGUAGCAAGCGCCGUCGAUGGCCACCUAUUAGAACACACGUUCGCAUCGCCGGCUGACCGCAGUAGUAGGCACAUCAGCUUCCGUCUACCGCCGCGGCCAGGAUCAACUUCUACCUACGCCGCCGCUGCCGUCGUCUACGCAAGUUCCGCAGUAUGACCGCAUCCGAUGCGUGGCAUACACGCGAUGUCACGCACCCGACCAUGUCGUUCACACACGCUGCCACGCCCCUACUAGGCAAGCGGAAGCCUCAGAGCAGUCAUCCCGAGCGGCACCGCCUGCUGCUGUGGCUGCUGGCACCGCUGCUCGUCGUCGCAGCGACGGUCGCCGGGCUGUCGCACUGGAGCUGCUCGUGCGACAGGAGCGACCUCACGGUGCUCAACGGCCGCGCGCUGCUCAAAGCGUCGCAGAAGAUCGCAGAGCUCUGGAAGGCGAGCGGCGAGAAGGGCGACCUGAGCGGGUAUCUGGCAGUGGGUAGUAGCGAGGACGCGUAUGUCGGGGACGGAGUUGGGUCGGGCGAGGUGGAUCCGUGGCGGUGCGAGGACGGCGGCGGGGGGUGGGGCGAUUGCGGUGGUGCGGCUGCUGUGAUGCUCGCUGAGGGCUCCCUGUCCGCGCGCGUGCGCGCGGUGUGUGCGGCGUACGCAGUGACGGCUCUCACCAGCAUGCCCAUCCUCUCCCUCUGGCCCUCCGACCGCCACAUGCCCUCCACGCGCUUCUCGCACCUCUUCUCCGCGUCGUCCCCUCCCACCAACGCCAGCAGCAGCACCAGCAGCAGCAGCAGCAGCAGCAGGGGGACGCGGACGGGCGGGGAUGAGAGGGUGCGGCGGCAGCUCGCCUCGGGGCUAUCUCGGAAGGUGCUGCUGAGGCCGUGCGCGGCGUCCAAGGCAACCACGCAGGAGCUCCUCCCCUACGACCUCUUCCUCGCGCCCCACCGUGCUGCUGCCGCCGCUGCUGCUGAAGCAGCAGCAGCAGCGGGGGAGGGCGCGAGCGCGUUGCUACGGGGGCCUUCAGGGGCGGGGUCGGUGGCGGCAGUGGUGGUGGAUGCGUGUGCGUUUGAGCGCCGGGUGGACGAGUGCCUUGGGCUGCUGGAGCCGUCUCCGUUUGUAGCAUCGCUCGUUCUCAAAGAGGAUGUGCACACCAUCGCCAACUCUACCGCCUUCUAUGUUGAUCCCCUCGGCCCCUCAGGUUGCUCUGGCUGCUACAUAGAGUCGGAAUUCUCCCCCCCUCUAUGCGCCAUGCGCCGCAUUGCCAUGGCCUACCUGGCGGACCGCUCGGUGUCCUUCACCCUUGCCGCCCGCAACCCUGCGCACGUGCCCCAAGUCACCAAGUACUUUGACCCCCUCCGGUCGCCCGUUGUGCUCAAGGCCACCCAAUCACGCGUCGCCACGUGUCAGCUUGAAGAGGAGGUGGAGAGGAGGGACGGAGAAGGAAGGAUGGCAAGGAGAGUGAUGAGAGUCGUUCGGAAAUUGGACGUGCCAGAUGAGGUUCUCAUGCGGUGCCAUCAGCUGCAGGCGUCGGAGCUCUUCUCUCUGAGCCUCGCGGGCGGGGUGAUGGCGGUCAACAGCAGCGCCCUCGAGCCGCGCUUCAUUGCCGCCCAGGCGGCCGCCAGGCGGUCGCCGCGGUUCCGCGUGCAUGAGUCGGUGUGCGAGCGGCGUGAGAUCCGGCCGUUCACCAAGCAGAAGUGGAGCAUGUUCACCAUGGUGGAAGAGAAGCUAAAGCUAUUCAUCUGCACGGUCCCCAAGGUGGCGGCCAACUCGUGGCUCAUGUGGCUGCGGGCCAUGCUGGGGCAGCCGCACCCGGAGGACCCGCUGCUGGCGCUGGACGACGACCGCGCGGGCUGGCACAUGCUGCACGUGCAUUUCACCGAGCAGAGAGCGGUGCAGCUGAUGACCCGCCCUGACUUCUUCCGCUUCACCUUUGUGCGCAACCCCUUCUCACGAGUGCUCUCCGCGUACAACAACAAGCUGGUCGUCACCGACGCGCCCGGCAACAAGACCGGCCCGGGCUCGCGCGAGUACUGGAACAAUGCGUUUUUCCGGCUGAUUCGGCCGCAGUGGGAGGCGUUGAAGGGCGUGGACGACCUGGUGUCAUUCCGGGACUUUGUGAAGCUGGUGGGCAUGGUGUUCAGGGAGCGGCGGUGGAACAUGGACCGCCACAUUGCGCUACAGAGGGACGUGUGUGCGCUGGGACUGAUCAAGUACGACUUUGUGGGGCGGUUUGAGAAUCUGGAGGAGGACGCCAAGCAUGUGGUGAACCGAUUCGGAGGCAAGCAUUUCGACAUCUUCAGCUUGGGGCUCAACGCGCACCAGACCAAGUCUGACAAGAAGCUCGUCGAGACGUAUGACAAGCAAACAUACGAGAUGGUGAAGAAGAUUUACGCACUGGACCUAGAAGUCCCCUUCAACAACAUUUCCUACACGGCGCCCAAGCCUCUGUAUGACCGGUUCGAGUCAAAUGAAGUCUGAACCACAACCAACCAAGCAUCUAACAAUACGGUGAUGCAGGGGGUGCCAACUGCUCAAUGCAGCGGCCUUGGCACAGGCAGUGACCUCUCACCAUCAGCACUUCAGCUUAGAUUACGGUAGUGGAAUGGAUUGAAUUAGUAACCAAAUGAGCAUGGCCAAAUGAGCCGUGUGUUAGAAUGCUAGAAUGACUAGAAUGAGAGAGUGCAAGGGAAUAUAGGCUAGUGUGUUGUACCCUUUUAAGGCACAAACCUAUAUAGCCUAUAAUAACAUAGUACUAAGUUA